AUGACGAAUGGUGUCACAAUUCAAUAUAUAUAUCGUUAUAAGAACAAUAAAGAGUAUAUUAAACCAUUAGUAAUUUUGCCAACAGAAAUUAAACCAAAGGUAAAGGAACCAAUAAUAGAAGUAUUCUUCUUUUCUGAGAACUGUGCACAUUGUAGGACACAUUUAGAUUCUAAUUUCCCUUGUUCCAAUAGAAAUUGCUCAAUUCUCUCCCUUCGAAGAUUUGUGACUUAUUUAUUAUCAUCCAGAAGAACAUUGGAUAUUUGCGUAUACUUUUUAACCUGUUCUCUUAUUGUUAAACAAAUUCUUAAAUUAAAAAGGAGAAAUAUAUAUAUCAGAGUUAUAACAAAUAAAGAGGCUCAAGAUGUGGAGCCUAUGCAAAUUUUGAUUUUACGCAGAGCAGGUAUUCAAAUAAGAAGUAGAAAAUCUACAUAUCUAAUGCAUCACAAAUUUGCUGUAAUUGAUAAUGAAAUAUUAAUUACUGGAAGUGCCAAUUGGACAUUACAAGCUUUCUUUGGUAACUGUGAAAAUCUUAUAAUUACAAAUCAAUGUGAACUUGUUCAGGCUUAUAGCUUAGAAUUUGAAAAGCUUUGGUUUAGAUUUCGAAUGAAUAAGAAAGCAGUACUAUAA
This is a messenger RNA of Ceratosolen solmsi marchali, 627 nucleotides long. RefSeq names its product Mitochondrial cardiolipin hydrolase zuc (gene zuc). Gene Ontology annotation, biological process: piRNA processing. Gene Ontology annotation, cellular component: mitochondrion. The transcript has 4 exons. The record is from RefSeq and is a predicted model, not a curated record. Lineage: Eukaryota; Metazoa; Arthropoda; Insecta; Hymenoptera; Agaonidae. Bases 1 to 627 code for a protein of 208 amino acids. Gene Ontology annotation, molecular function: RNA endonuclease activity producing 5'-phosphomonoesters, hydrolytic mechanism.